CCAAGCCCGCCUCUGGCCUUUGUAAAGCGUCAUGAAAGAGUAAGCACCGCCCCCCGUGGCGUGUACCUGUUAGGUGUCUUCCACGCCGACCAACUUUUUAGUUUCACCCUAAGUCGCCACACUUGAGUCCUAAAAGCUCCUGCGAGGGUUCGGAUUUUCAGAGUUAGUCAGGAAGGAACGCGGUCGUCCAGCAAUACCUGCUGUCCUUGCGUUUAGGCGCUAGGUGAGGUACGGCCAGGAUGAUGGAGGGUUCCGGCGUUGGCCGACUCUCGUCAAACCGCUGGCCGCCAAUGGGGACUCUUUUAGCCGAAGCGGACGCUCCGGAGCGCACGGUGCAGGUGAAGAAGCAAGCCGUAAAGCGACACCACCACAAACACAACCUGAAGCACCGCUACGAGUUCAUGGAGACGCUCGGCAAGGGAACAUACGGGAAAGUGAAGAAAGCUAAGGAGAGGUCCGGCAGACUGGUUGCUAUAAAGUCCAUCAGAAAGGAGAAGAUCAAGGAUGAACAAGACCUGGUACACAUUCGCAGGGAAAUUGAGAUCAUGUCCUCCCUGUGCCACCCACACAUCAUCACCAUCUAUGAAGUGUUUGAGAACAAGGACAAGAUCGUGAUCGUGAUGGAGUACGCGAGCCGGGGUGACCUGUACGACUACAUCUGCGACAGGAGAACCAUCUCUGAGCGGGAAUCCAGGCACUUCUUCAGACAAAUUGUGUCCGCCGUGCACUAUUGCCAUCAGAAUGGAAUAGUACACCGGGAUCUAAAACUGGAGAAUAUUCUACUGGAUGGCAAUGGCAACGUCAAGAUUGCAGACUUUGGCUUGUCCAACCUUUACAACGGGGACGAGUACCUGCAGACGUUUUGUGGCAGCCCACUGUACGCGUCCCCAGAGAUUGUAAAUGGACGCCCAUACCGUGGCCCGGAGGUGGACACGUGGUCCCUCGGGGUGCUGUUGUACACCAUGGUCCACGGCACUAUGCCCUUUGAUGGAAACAGCCACAAGGCACUGGUCCAGCAGAUUAGCACCGGAAACUACCGCAAACCAAUCAAACCUUCUGAUGCUUGUGGCCUCAUUCGCUGGAUGCUGAUGGUAAACCCAGAUCGCAGAGCUACCAUAGAGGAGAUAGCGGGACACUGGUGGCUGAACUGGGGCUACCAGAAGUCCCUCUUGGGUGAGACGAAAGUGGAGGAGACGACGUCCACAAAAUCGAUGUCCCACCCGGCCGGGCUGGCCAGCGUUGCCAGUUGGCUGCGGCGUACAUCCAGACCUUUGCUGGAGAACGGCUCCAAGAUGCGCUGCCUGCUCCGCCCACACGGCAGCGGCGGCGACGUGGUGCGCCAACGCUCUCUGCGUAGGUCGCGGAAGGAGAACAACGUCUCCCAGCCUGCGCACGAAACAUGUGCGGACACUCGGCCUUCCAAGGGUAUUUUGAAAAGAAGAAAUAGUAUCAAACAGAAAGUCACGAGCGAGGUUCCCGCGGUCGCAACACUGGAGCAUCAGAGUAUUUUGGGUUUGUCCCCCACAGCCAGUGCAGCCUGUGCUGCGACGCAACCUCGGAAAGGUAUCCUAAAGAAGCCCACAGAGCAGGAGUCAGGCUACUACUCCUCCUCUCCUGAGAAUAGUGACUCCGGCUUUAAAGCGUGCCCCUCAGCACCAACCCAUCGGAAAGGCAUCCUUAAGCGGAACGGGAAGUACUCCUCAGGCGGGCUGCAGGAGUUUGGCUCCUUGGAUCAGCUGGCGGUUUCUUUACCGCACCGGGGCUCCAGGAUGAGGCCAGGUGAGGCCAUCAGCAAGGACAGCAUUCUGUCCUCUGAGUCUUUUGACCAGCUGGAUCUUCCAGACCGUGUCGGACCACCGGCACACACGGAGAAAGCAGGCAGGCCCUUAAUGAGAGCAUGCGUGUCUGCCGACAACCUGCUGGGAAUCCAAGAAGACCGUGUGCUGGGAGAGCAGAGGCCGUGGAGCUGCUACGAGUCCGGGAUGGCCGACAGCGCCUUCUCCAUUACAGACUGCGAUAAUGUGACUGAAGCUUACAAGCAGGCCUUGAAUAUUAACAGCUGAGCUCCACUGAACUAACUUCAAGUGUACUGUUGCAAAAUAGCAGCGCACUUGAGCCAACAUCACAAAUUGCACGAUACCAAAAAAAGGGAAGCACAAAGGGAUACUUGGUUGUAAAGUGAAAUGCGUUUUCUCCAUAUACAGUACAGUCAAACCUGUUUGUGUUGACAACUAACUCACGCCCCACCUGAAGUCAACAUAACAUGUGACAGCCAAAGGGGUCUUUUCUAUGAGUCUGUUUAUUUAGACGUGUUUUAGUAUCGACGAUUGUAUCAUUAUCACUAAGCAGUGUUACAUGAUAACGGCGACAUGACUACUUUUUUAAGACUCCAUUAAAACAUGCACAGGGUUCAGUGCAAAGUAUGCGCUUCAAAAUAAAAGCAUGUCAUUGAUAAUCUGGAUAGUAAGGAAGAAGAAUCCAAACAAAAAUAUGCAAAAAUGAACAACGUUUAUAACAAAAAAAAACUGCAGUAGGUUACAAAAUUUUGAGUAUCGUCCUCCUGUCAACAUCCAAAGUCACAAGUAAAUGUGUAAGCAAAGACUAUUGACUGUUUCGGUUAGGUCGACAACCGCUUAUGACAACAUGAGUCAGGGGUUCUACUGUGUAGGCCAAAAAGAAUCAGUUAUUUCUCACCCAGACAGUUUGAUAAGCAUUUAUGGCUUUAUGGCGUGUUUAUCAUUUGAUGCCGACAUGAGGGUUGCUUGGCUCUCAGAUUUGACUACAUUUUACGGCGCAAAGACACACAGCUUCUCAGGAUGCCAAAGAGCACUUUCUUUUAUGGUAUUUAGGAAUGCACAGGGCGUUUUGAUCGUUGUUUAUAAUUCAUGUUUUCCAUUGAACUGGAAUAGUUACGGUGACACACUGACUCAUGACAAGAAGAACCAGUUGGACCUGUGGUAGCGCCCAAAUUGUCACUGGAACACAUGCACAGGCCUUGAAGAGAUUAGGGUUUGUUUUUGCCCUUUCUCCUGUCUUGAGCGUGGAAAAACGGCAGCAUCUGUUUAGCCUGAACGAUGAGCUUUAUUAACUGAAUGUUAAUGUGUAACCGUGGAAGUAAACAUUAAAGAUGGCGCUAAGGUGUCUUUGGGUUCUUGGCUUAGGGCUUCAGUUUUAUUUGAAAACACCUGACUGGAUUGUAUGUUAUCCCAUCAAAAAUAGCUGAAGUGCAUAACAGGUGUACACCCAUACUGACAGCAUUAUGCUAUUAAACUGCUUGUUAUAUGAGUGUCCCUACAGGUUUCUUUUAUUUUUUGUUGUGUCUUACUUCACAUUGAAAUUCUUAACACGAGUAUAGAGUAAUGAAUAAAACCGUAACCAAAAAGUGCUGAUAAAACUGAUAAAUGUAUUUGUAUCAUUUAAGAAAAAGGUAUGCACAGAGCAGGUCAAGCCUAUCCCUCCUGAAUUUGGAAUGUAGAUUUUGUUUGUGUUUUUCCUGAUAAACUGAAGCUCAUCAGAAAUGAAAAUGCAGCAGAAAAAUCUCACAAUUUCAACAAGUUCUUGUCAUUUCAGGAAUGGAAUAAGUUGUUUUUGCAUUUCGAUGUGAAUUACCUUUUUGUACCAAAUGUGGCAAACCUUUUUUUCCCACAUGUGCCAAAAACACUCUCUUGUAUGAUUAUGUGAUGGGUCAUUCAUGUAACUAGGAUGAGGAAAUCAAUAAAAACAAA
This is a messenger RNA of Entelurus aequoreus (snake pipefish), 3725 nucleotides long. It is a transcript of the gene nuak2, whose product is annotated as NUAK family, SNF1-like kinase, 2. Gene Ontology annotation, cellular component: cytoplasm. The transcript is spliced from 6 exons. NCBI's taxonomy places the organism in Eukaryota, Metazoa, Chordata, Actinopteri, Syngnathiformes, Syngnathidae. Gene Ontology annotation, molecular function: protein serine/threonine kinase activity; ATP binding; tau-protein kinase activity. Gene Ontology annotation, biological process: intracellular signal transduction; protein phosphorylation; microtubule cytoskeleton organization. Bases 240 to 2063 code for a protein of 607 amino acids. The record is from RefSeq and is a predicted model, not a curated record.